Molecule: messenger RNA, 558 nt
Organism: Paraglomus brasilianum
Lineage: Eukaryota; Fungi; Glomeromycota; Glomeromycetes; Paraglomerales; Paraglomeraceae
Source: the annotation of a GenBank genome assembly
AUGGUGAACAGCCAGAUUGCCUUCUUAUCAGUCGCUUUGUUUGCGACACUAGUUGUCUUCUGUGGAGUUGGAGCACUAGACCCUAAUACCGUCGAUAUUGCAACAAGACGAAAUUGGUGCACUAACCAGGUUGCAACUUGCACCCUCAUAUGCAAGGAUGGUGGAAGCGGUGUCCUUUCAAAUACUUGCGAUCCCACAAACUUGAGUUAUGACUGUAGAUGCUCUAACGGUUUAGCUCCUAAUGCUAGCGAAUACACACAGACCAUUCCAUAUUUCGAAUGCACAUACGAUGUAGAUGCUUGUACUAAGGCUUGCCCAACCGCCGACCAAACAUGCAUCGCCGGUUGUCAAAAGAACUGCACAGCUGAACAUCCUAAAGUUGCGGGAGCAACACCUCCUCAGACGCUUACUUCCAGUUCCGUUGCCACACCGAGCAGUACUAAUGGUCCUGCACCAAACAAUUACUUCAAUUCUGCCAAUCGUCUCCCUCAGUCGGUUAUCAAUGGAUCUUUUGUUAUCUUUUUAACGGCCGUCAUGGUUUUCUUUGGUCGUCUGUGA